This is a messenger RNA of Salarias fasciatus (jewelled blenny), 1291 nucleotides long. RefSeq names its product FGFR1 oncogene partner 2 (gene fgfr1op2). The record is from RefSeq and is a predicted model, not a curated record. The transcript is spliced from 7 exons. Lineage: Eukaryota; Metazoa; Chordata; Actinopteri; Blenniiformes; Blenniidae. Gene Ontology annotation, biological process: response to wounding. Bases 262 to 990 code for a protein of 242 amino acids.
UCGCGAGAUUCGACGGCGCUGUGCAAGCUUGGAGUCGUUUUCAUACUUAACCUGUCAGCUACUUCAGCCGGUUUAAUUAACAGACGACCUACUUCACAGCAAACUACAGCCGCGUUUGUGUCCAUAGCUUGGUUUUGUGCUUUUAAAAGGAACGGAGCCGCUUCGGGGACUUCUCGUCGCCCCUCGAUGGGGUCUUGAGUUAGCUUGAGGCUAAUGUUAGCUUCCAAACAUCAACAGGAAGUAAAGAGCUAGUCCUUUUCAAUGUCUUCUUGUACUUUGAGUUCUCCAGGGGAAAACCACCCUUCGUUUGAGGGCAAGAAGUGGGGAGGUGAAGACUUCGGUAUGAACUGUACCCUAGAGAAGGUCCUGGCAGAUGCCAAAUCUUUAGUGGAAAGGCUGCGUAACCAUGACAACGCAGCCGAGAUGUUAAUCGAGCAGACGACGUCUCUCAACAAACGGGUGGACGCCAUGAAACAGUACCAAGAGGAGAUCGACGCGUUGAACCAGGUGGCACGCCAUCGGCCUCGCUCCAGUCUGGUCCUGGGAAUCCAGCAGGAGAACCGGCAGAUCAGAGAGCUGCAGCAGGAAAACAAAGAGUUACGGACGUCAUUAGAGGAACACCAGUCUGCGUUAGAGCUCAUCAUGACUAAGUACAGGGAGCAGGUGUUCAGGCUUCUCAUGGCCAGCAAGAGGGACGACCCGGCCAUCGUCACCCAGCUGAAGGAGCAGCACACCACGGAAAUGCAAGCACACAUAGACAAGAUCAAUGAGAUGGCCUCGGUGAUGAGGAAGGCGAUCGAGGUGGACGAGGGGCGGAUAUGUGAAGACGAGGAGAGGAUCAAGCAACUAGAGCUGGAGAACAGCGGCCUCCGGGAGCUGCUGGGAAUCAGCCGAGAAGCUUUCCUGGUCCUGAAGAGAGACGACCCGUCAGACAGCACGUCGCUGUCGCCCCUCCUCACCAGCGCCGACGUCAGUUUGCGGAAGAGUUAGACCUCGGCCCCCCCACCCCGACCCCACUACUGUCCCGACUGCUGCCACUAUAGUUUACAGCCUGUACAGUCCGUUGCCACACACCACCUCACCUCCGCCCGGCACCGCGCUCCAGAGCUGCGCCUCUCUCCGUCAGCUUCGUGCCGCCACGUCUUUCUCUUUCUUGUUUUGGUUUGUCGGUGUCAGUGUAAUGUCUGCUUUUUUUUGCCAGCAUGCAUGAGCCUGUGGUGCCUGCAAAGACUCUGAAGUGUGAAUGAGUGAACAGAAGGGCUUGAGAUGAAAUAAAUACGCCUACAUCCAG